GGGGGUGUACGCUAACCUGGUCUACCGCCCAGUCAGUCCCCCCGGCAUUCAAACGACGCCACCCACCGCCACGGGUUACCGGAUCUGCCUCCAAUAACCACCGUCGUCUCCGCCAGAUUUGAUUGAUUCUGCAAAGUUGUCGGCACAGCCUCUCUGUAGAUCUCGGAGCCUCUGUCGAUGUGUAUUCGAUUUUGGAAUCUGGUAAUAUCUAUUUGAAGUAGUAUAUUUUAGGCCUCUGUGUGUGUAUCUUCUGCUCAAAUAAUCUGUCUUUUAAAUUAAUCGGUGGUACGUAUGGAGAAUAUUUAUUUCCCCGAAGAAAUUCUGGCGAAGAUCCUACUGAACCUGCCGGCCAAAUCGUUGGCGAGAUUUAGCUGUGUCUCGAAAUCAUGGCGUGAUUUGAUCCGAGGGGACCCUUCUUUUGGGCUCAAGCAUCUCAACCACUAUUUCAGCAAAAACAACCACCACCAUGAAAACGGUGCCGUCUUCCUCGUUCGACACUUAGGAAGCUUCAGCUUUUCCUCCAAUGGAUCUUCUUCCUCCAAUAGAUACCAUCAACUGUUGCUGACGGACGACUGCAACGGAGGUAAAAAUAUUUCUCUCCGUGUUUUUCCGUCCCCUGCUCUAGAUUUCCCUUAUCAUUUGUAUGGAUCUUGCAAUGGAAUUCUUUGUAUCGCGAAGUCAUCAUCCAUUUUUAGCCCUGUCUAUUUGUAUAAUCCGACAAUUAAGGAAUACUUGAAACUUCUCGAUUCGAAUUGUUUGGAAAAUUCUCCUUUCAAGGGAUUCUGGAAUAAGAGUGUGCUGGGUUUUGGUUUUGAUGUCUUAAGUGAUGAUUAUAAGGUCAUCAGGAUAGGCAGGAUGGGUGAUCAUACAUUAGAGUUUGUGUAUGUUGAAAUCUAUAAACUCAGUACAGAUUGUUGGACCAAGCUUGAGUUGGAAUUGGAAGGUGUGGAACUGUUUGGCUACUCUUAUACGCUUGAUCCUGAAUAUUGGAACAGCAAAUUGAUCAACAGCCUUGUUCCUGCUGGAGGAGUAUUUGUGAAUGACUGUUGCUAUUGGUCCGGAGAAUUUUUGGUAAGAAGUGUGGUUCUGGAGUUUAACUUCCGCUCUGAGAUUUUUAGACUGAUUUCACACCCGCAUUCGCGACCAAACCCGUCGUUUAUAACUGUGACGCCAUCGGUCUUGGGUGAUUCCCUUGCAUUGAUUGUUGAGUGUAUGCAUGGAUUAUUUGAAGUCUGGGUGAUGGGAGUGCAGCAAGAAGAAGAAGAUGGGGAAGAAGACUCCUUAUGGUCCAAGAAAUGUUCCCUAAGAGUUGGACCUGAACUCUAUCAUCCUAGCAUAUUGACAUGUUGGAACCACAAUUGGUUACUACUAAGGUCUUUUUGUGGUAGACAUAUAAGAUGUUGCUUUCUCGGAGAUGGCUUUACUGCAAACAAGGACUGGGAGUUUGAUGUUGCUUGCGAUGAUGCUUUGAGUGCUGUCGUCUUUCAACCAACUCUAGUUUCCCUUCAAGAGAAAAAAAAACUCGGAGGGUUAACGCGUAGUAGCUUAUUUAACUUAGAAACUGAAAAAAGAAAACCAAAAAAGAGGGGAAGGAAGCCAAAGUUGCUUUGCACCUGGUAAGCAUCCUCCAACUUGUGGGAAUUUUGGCCUCCCUGUGUCAGAGAGUUUGUGCUCUUUUUAUCAUGAAUUUUAUAGAGCUAGUUUUCUAAGAUGUAGCCUCAAAUCUAGCUUAAAAAUUCACGGCCUGCCAGACAAGAAACUAUGAUAUGAGGUGUUACAGGAGGGUUAUCCAGAUGCUCACUUUCAAGGAAGAGAGAUGGUCUUAUGACCCAAUGCAGUCGGCUUCCUUCACUGCACUUCAAGCUGGAAGAUCUUCUGGCCUUUGCUUGGGGCGAUUAUGAGUCAGAAAUUCUACUGCACCAUAUAUUUGCAUCUCACUCCCUAAACUAAAGUUGCAUUGUAGCAUUAGAAAAUUGGCGACAAAGAUGAACUGGGGAUAUAAGUAUAACUUCUCCAUAAAGUGAAAAUGUACUUAUCUAGUAAACAUUCAGAAACUUGGCCAAGUAUCCUUGAGAUCCCUUUUGACAUGCUUGUUAAAAAAAGCCUAGGAAUUUGAAGAUUCAUGUGUUUCCAGUCCAGCAAUGGAUAGCCAACGGCGUGAUACCGUUCUGUUCUUUCGUGAUAACUAAGAAUUAUCUCAAUAAAGUUGUAAAUCCUACACCUCCGAAGCUUCCAUAUUAAAUCGAAUUAUCUGAUAUAAAGUGCC
Molecule: messenger RNA, 2266 nt
Organism: Oldenlandia corymbosa var. corymbosa
Lineage: Eukaryota; Viridiplantae; Streptophyta; Magnoliopsida; Gentianales; Rubiaceae
Source: the annotation of a GenBank genome assembly